AUGGCCAAGCCGACCAAGAAGCUUCAGGGCAAGGCUACGGCUAAGAGCGCGGCCAAAGCCAAACCCAAGGGGAAAGCCAAGGCGGCGCCGAAGGCUAGCAGCAGCAAGCCCGAGGCAGAGAAGUCGAGCAAGGAUCCCAAGGAUCGCAAGACCAUGAAGCGUGGCAACAAGAAGGCUGGCUGGUUGAGGGAUGUGACGGGUAUGAUGUUGGGACUGGCAGGUUAUCGUUAUCGCAUGCCCACAUCCCAUGUGGCCAGUGGAGCCAAGAAGGCUGAGCGCCCCAGCCUGAAGCCCAAGACCAAGAAGUGGGAGGUAACAAAGGCCAGGGAAGUCUGGGGACAGUACAGCGAGAGUGGCGAGCCUUUGGGGUCCGUGUGCCGUGUGGACAAGGAGACGAGCGAGGAAGGCUGGCCGGGGCUUCCGGUGGAGAACGCAGCCGAGCUUUGGCACUCGAAGGAGGACAAGACGUUGGCCUUCCGAACCGAGUACGCGACCGCCCGCCGGAUCAAAAAAGAUGCCGGCAUCCUCAAGCGGCGGUUCAGCCCGUCAAGCUCUGUGAAGACGUCCAAGCUGCGCUUUAAGAUGGUCUACCAUGACGUGGGGUUUUUGACUGACGCUGAGUUCUUGUCCGUUGUCGGCUCGGCGCAGACCUCCUUCAAGAACCUGAAGACGCACAAAGGCCAAGAGCAAGUGACAGACCGCGGUGAGUCCGUCCAAGGCGUGUACGUGAGCUUGCGGGAUCUGCCAGAGGGCCUCCUUGGAUGGAUCCGCAAGGUUCGGACUGGCUACUUGACCCAGGUGCAGCAGGACGACACGCGUCUGAGCCCAGAGCAUCAGAUCCGUGGUUCCCAAGGCCAGGUCCUGUUCGACCACUUCUCGGAGAUCCUGCUCAACUCCUCGGAAAGCGCGAGCAGGUCCAAGCACCGCCCGUCACUCCCGAUGAUUCCCGCACUCAUCAACCAGCUGGCGAGUCAGAAGGAGGAGAAGAAAGCGGAGGAGGAAGCGAAGAAAAAGGAGGAAGCCGGUGGCGCUGGCACGGGGGGCGCGGAGGGCGAGGAAGGCGAGGAAGAGGAGAACUUCGUGCCGGACCCUGUCCUCGAGGACGACGUGGAGGAAGUCCCGAAGGACGAGCGGUCCGUGACAGCUUCCCAGUUGGCGCUGCGGCCAGACUUGCUGGCAGGCGCUGCUUCGUCGUCGGCCUUUGAACAGCCGCCCGUGAAGAGUCGGCAGACGUCAAGCAAGGCGGGCAAGUCCAGGAAGAGCGCCGUGCUCGAAGAUGCGACGGCGGCCGAGGACGACGCGUGCGAGAUCGACCAGGCCGACGCGCCCAAGUGGAUGAAGGAGGACAGCAUCUUGAGUCAGGUCAUCAAGAAGCUGGGCAAGGUCUACAAGUGCUUCCAUCAUCUCAGUCCCAGCUCGGCGUUUGAGCAGCGGCUGGCCCUGGGACACCAGUUGCGAGGUGCCAAGAAAGUGGCUGAUACGAUGAAAGGCAACCGCCUUUCCCAGCACUCGCUGCUGACAAGCAGGAUUGAGCUCAUGGAGCAUGUGGACAAUUUGAUCAACCCCGCAAACGCAAUCAGCAAAAUGACGCCUCCGAUUCUCCGGGGCUCCCUCAUGAAGCUGCAAGAGGAAGACAUCGCAUUGCCAUACGAUCUCCGGCUGCAGGCCGCAGAGCGCUUCACGAUGGCAGUGUUGGACGAGAUGUCCGAAAGCGCCACCCACGAAGACAAGCCUUUCCAGAAGGGCCUGCCGAAAUGGAUGAGGCUGUGCGCCGUGUGGGAGGCAUCCAGGACAAAAGAUGGGGGCACGCAGGCGGGACACGAGAGCGACCCUACGUUUGGGUGGAUUCUCCAGUCCAUGCAAGACGAGAUCGGUGUCAGCCUGAAGCUGAAGCAGUUGUCCGCCCAGGAGGCGGAGAACAAGAAGAAGGAGAACCACGAGGCCUUGGCCGAGUACCUCAUCGACUGCCUCGCGAGCGAGCAGUUUCUGUCGAUGCUUCAGACACCGUCCACCCCGAAUCGGAAGAAAAUGCUUCUGAUGUCGGAGGCCUACCUGAAGGCCUUCGCCGAUGCAAAGGCUGAGAAGCUUGUCUACGAGAUGCUUCCUGCGGAGAUCUGUGCUGUGUUGGACCGGUUCGCAGCCAUGUGCAGUGCCUUCAUCAGCCUGAAUCAUCCCCGUCCGGGGCAUGCGGGGUCGAACGCAAAGGACUUGCUUGACUUGGUGACCAAUGCAAGUUCUCAUGCGGCAGAGAAGAGGAUGCGCAAGGCUUUCAGCGAGCAGGGCUCGGUGUGGCAAAAGCUGUACGAUGAGCUGCUCAGCAAGGGGCAGAGCACGACGGCCUUGCUGCCGGUGCUGGACGAGCUGACCGAGAAGCUGAGCAACUUCAAGGUUGACGACAAGCAGCAAAACGUCAUUGCUUCAGUGGAUGCAGAGCUGCUGGAACGCUGCGUGGAGCACCGCCCACAGUUCGAGAAGGACAUGCGCAAUGGCCUUCUGCAGAGCUUCGAUUUGCAGCUUUGCAGAGUGGCCCUGCUGGUUGCAAAGGCAGUGCCGGCCCACUCGGCGGAGGACCUGGCCUCGAUCAACCCGAAGUUCAACGUGGACGUCGCCAUUGCAGCGUUGGACGCCUGUCUUGAGGCACCAGGCGUGGCCGAAGCGAAGAAGAGUUUGCAGGGCUGGCACAAACGGGAGCGGUCUUCCCUCCAACUGCUCGAUCUCCUGAAGGUGUUGCAUUACUACCCCGAGACCCUGGCAGCGGAGAUUCCGGAAGACUUGCACUUUGCCCACCACGGCAAGAUCCUCUUUGAGAGCAUCCUGGCUGUCGGAACGGAGAUGCUGAGCAAGAAUGACAAAGCUCGGCGAGCCUGCGGGGUAGCUUUUGCCGUGCUUUUCGAGAGCUUGUUGCAGGCGCAGGUUCCGAGCAACGAGUGGAACGCUGAUGCCAAGGCCGUCCUGACCCUGGGCAUCAAAGCUGUUCAUCAUCUUCAGCAUCCGUGCGCCGACAAAGUGGAGGCUGUUGCCCGGAUCAUCCUGGCCGGCUGUGACUUCCUAGACCAGGUCGGUGUGCUGAAGCAGAUGGGGGACAGCCCAGAGUCGCGUGUUGCAGCGGAUGCCAAUGCCACUGUGAUGACUUCCAUGCUGGUUCAGGCCAGCAGAGUGGCGUCGAUGCUGGCGGACGGGACUGAAACCGAGGCCCUGGUCCCCAGCAACCCCGGCCAGGAGGAUGUGACAGCGUUGGUCAGCUUGAAUGCCGACUCCACGAUCCGGCAGAUCCUUCAGGAUGAAGACUUCAUGGCUUGCUUGAAGGUGACUGUGGACAGCAUGACCCAGAGUGUCAGAGAGGCACAGGACAAGGCGACGACGGCCGUCAAGGGUUUCCAGAACGGCGGGGAAAGGUACUGGAAAGCUCAGCUGGCGGCAACAGCCGAGAUAUCCGAGGUGCUUGCGGCCGCAAGCAAGAGCAUCGAUGACAUUGACGGAGAGCAGGCAGAUGAGGCGAUCGACGGUCUGAAGCAGGUUCUUUCCAAGUGCGAGGAUUUCAUCGGGAAGGCCACCUUUUAUGGAUCCGUGAUGCCUCAGAUGACGGGCUUCAAGGCUUUCGUGGACGGCGUCAGGGUCAUUGCAAAGAGAUGCAAGGCCCUCUCCUGCGAGUCUCUUCUCGCCUUCGCGCACAGCAGUUGCAAAUCGAUCGAAUGGCAAGCGAGGUUGAUCCGACAUCAGCUCACGGAAAUUAUGAUCGGCAACAUUGAUGAGGCCGACCUGCAUCCGGUCCUGCUGCAGUCCGCAAGGUCUCUGGUGGAGUCGGCCGGCAAGCAAGCCAGGGACGAGAAAGAGGGCAAAAACAAGGCCCCACCAGCCGCGACAUCUGAGGAGGCAGGCGCAGCUUCGCGAAAGAAGUUGCGGUUGGGUUGA
Messenger RNA from Symbiodinium sp. CCMP2592, 3912 nucleotides. The record is from the annotation of a GenBank genome assembly. Lineage: Eukaryota; Dinophyceae; Suessiales; Symbiodiniaceae.